AUGAUUACAGCGCUCAAGUCAGUUGUCGGAGGACCAGAGCUAUUUUGCCAAAAGAAGGACUGCGGCAAUAUUUCGACCCCGGCCCACGGCAGCCUGACGUGCAGCGGGACCAGGUACCAGGACUCCUGCCGCCUGACGUGUGAGCCGGGCUACAAAGUUGCCGGCGAGAGCGGCCAUCUUCUGCACAGUCUCUACAACUUCAGGUGCACGACAAGUGGACAAUGGAACAUCAAGCCGAGCUGUGUCCCGUCUGACUACUGCCAGCUCGGGCUGCACGACUGCCACCCUGAGCACGGGGUCUGCAGCCUGACGGGUCACCAGGCCUUCAGCUGCCGCUGCCGGGUCGGGACGGUCGGGGACGGGAGACACUGUGAACGGACCUCCUGUCCGCCUUUCCCGGUCGCUGAGCCCAAGAACGGCUUCUUCACGUGUUCUAUCCCAGGAUCCUCUGCUGUCAGUACGAUGGAGUACGAGGUCGUCUGCGAGCUCCACUGUAACCAUGGUUACGACAGGCUGAUCUAUGCCGAGUACUCCUGUGGACAGGACGGGAACUGGACCAUUCCUGUUGACAUAAACGGCCCAGGGACCUCACCUUGUUUAGGUACAUUUGAUGUAUUUGGGAAAGAAUCUAUUUAUGAAAAGAAACAAGACAGCUGA
Messenger RNA from Branchiostoma floridae (Florida lancelet), 657 nucleotides. RefSeq names its product P-selectin-like. The record is from RefSeq and is a predicted model, not a curated record. The transcript has 4 exons. The coding region runs from base 1 to 657 and encodes 218 amino acids. Lineage: Eukaryota; Metazoa; Chordata; Leptocardii; Amphioxiformes; Branchiostomatidae.